AUGAAAAAUACAAUUUUGCUACGUUUUCUUUCAACGUGUCGAGCGGCGGACCAGCCAGAUAUCCCUUUCUCUUGGGGGCUUUGCGAGUUGGCGCAAACCACCCACUGCUUGUCUGCCUUUUCUUCUCCGAAACAUAUUUCUUCGCUGUGUACCUGGAAACGGAAACGGCUGGAGUCGCUAACUUUCGUCCAGUUCGCCACUUCACUGCGGCGGGUUAUUGCUAGGAAGUACGGUUUCGCAGCGUGUGGAAGAGUUUGA
Chondrus crispus (carragheen) is the source of this 258-nucleotide messenger RNA. RefSeq lists its product as hypothetical. The record is from RefSeq and is a predicted model, not a curated record. NCBI's taxonomy places the organism in Eukaryota, Rhodophyta, Florideophyceae, Gigartinales, Gigartinaceae. The transcript has a single exon. Bases 1 to 258 code for a protein of 85 amino acids.